UCCAACGGUCAAAUCUCUCUCUCUCGUUCGUCACUCGUCCUGUACAAUUCUUCUGUGAUUUUUGCUUCUUCGAUUGAAAUUGAAAUCGGGACUAGAUUCCUGAGAUGGGUGUGAAAAAGGGCUCUCGAGAUUCUUCUGAACGGGAGAAAUGGGAUAAAAUCUUCAAGGGUUUGGUCAAGAUCCUUCGGACCAAACAGGAUCAGCUUGAGACCCUCCUCAAGGACAGGAAGAUUCUGGUAGACAGAAUCAACACUCAGCAUGAUCGCUGGAACUCCGACGUUCGACUAUUCGAGGAUCAUAUCUCUAUGAUUAAGAACGAAAUUGAAACGAUGGAUAUGAUGCGAGUGGCUGAAAUCGCGAAAUCGAAUCUGUUGGUUGGAUUGAAGGAUAGGGAUGCUUCUCUCGGCAAAGUGAAAUUGGAUCAUGCUAUGGAUGAGUUGGAUGAUUUUAAAGCCUGGUUUGACUUCCUCACUAUGAAUUCAAAGAAUGAAACUUGCAGUUCUCAAUCUGCAGGGGACAAGUCGGCGGAAACCGAGAUUAGGAAACUGAGACUCGAGUACGGGAAGCUUGCUUCUGACAAGAACUAUGAGGUAUCUUCUCUGUUACGAGAAAAUCUGUUCGCCUGGAAUCAAUUCAAACGCCGAGAAACAGAAUUCACCGAUAAAUUGAGGGAGAAAGACGAUGAGAUCGCGCAAUCAAACGUGAAGAUUUCAAGUCUGGUCUCCCAUCAAGAGCAGCUGCAAUUAUCCAAUGAAGAGAAGGAUGGCAUCGUCUCAAGAUUGAAAGCUAAGGUGGCUGCAAUGGAGGAGGAAGCAAGUGAGAAAGAUCGGGAAAUCUCAAGGCUCUCAAAGGAGCUAGAGUUGGAAAAGAGGUCUCGAACUCCUAAGCUUACACCGGUUUUAACCCGUUGCACGAUUCGUAAAAGCAGCAAGACAGAAGAACCUAGUACUGUAGCUGCCAAGAAAGAUCUGCCUGGUGCAACUGGCCCAGCUUCGUUAAACCAGAGUGAUCAGAGAAGCAAUCGAGCGAAGAGGAAAAACCAGAGUAACACUCUGAGUUCGGAAACCCCAAAGUUGUUCACUUCGACAUUCAAAGUUCCCAAGUUGAAAGCUCCAUCUCCCCAACUAUGACACACCUUAGGAACUUAGUUAGGCAUCUGCAUGUAAGUCUAUCUGUUACUAGGAAACAUCCCUUUUGAUGUAAAUUGUAAAAUGAUGAUUACCCACAUAACAUAUAGCUCUAGGAAACUCUCCCCCCACCUCAGGAUUUGGAUUUUCGGGUAUUAUUUAGUUAGGGAACUCGCCUUUCUUCCGCAACGAGGUAUCACUUCUUUCGUGUUUUGGGAUUCGGGUCGAGAGGAGCAAUCCAGAAAAGAUGGAAGCAACAGGGAGAACGAAGCUUUUGGAUGUGCUUUCCGGGUAUUUAGCUAGGAACCUUACACUGUAUCUGCAACAAUGUGUUCUUUGAGAGGGUCUUCUGUUUUUUUUUUUUUUUUUUUUUUUUUUUUUUGAUGUUUGUUUGUGUUUUAAUUCAUGAUAGAUACCCAAUCAUGAAUUUUAGGGUUUUUUUUGGGUAAAAUCAUGGAUUUUGAGUUGUAGCAGACUUAUGGGUGUUUGAUGAUUGCCUGUGUUUCGACCUCUCUGUGAUUUAUGAUUUGGAUAUAUCAUGUUUU
Molecule: messenger RNA, 1672 nt
Organism: Tarenaya hassleriana
Lineage: Eukaryota; Viridiplantae; Streptophyta; Magnoliopsida; Brassicales; Cleomaceae
Product: tropomyosin-like
Exons: 5
Coding region: 105-1130 (341 amino acids)
Source: RefSeq, a predicted model, not a curated record